AUGCCGUCGGCGAAAGGACAGAACUGGGAGAAAUACCAGAAGCAGUACGCCGACGAUGAGGUGGAAGAGAAGAAGAUCGAUCCCUUGACCGACGAGGACAUCCAAGUCCUCCGCACAUACAACGCCGCCCCCUACGCCGCCGCCCUCAAACAGCUCGAAAAGGACAUCAAAGACAAGCAGACCUCAGUAAACGAGAAGAUUGGCGUCAAAGAAUCCGACACCGGUCUCGCGCCACCUCACCUCUGGGAUAUCGCAGCCGACCGCCAGCGCAUGAGCGAAGAGCAACCGCUACAAGUCGCGCGGUGUACGAAGAUCAUUCAGGAUGAAAAGGACACGGAGAAGAGCAAAUAUGUCAUCAACGUCAAGCAAAUCGCCAAGUUCGUUGUCAACUUGGGUGAGCGCGUGAGCCCGACGGAUAUCGAAGAGGGCAUGCGGGUUGGCGUGGACCGGAAUAAGUAUCAGAUCAUGCUUCCUCUACCACCGAAGAUCGACCCGAGCGUGACGAUGAUGACGGUGGAGGACAAGCCGGACGUGACAUACGGAGACGUGGGAGGGUGUAAGGAGCAGAUCGAGAAGCUGCGCGAGGUCGUCGAGAUGCCCUUACUCUCACCCGAACGAUUCGUGAACCUAGGCAUCGACCCCCCGAAAGGCGCCUUGCUCUACGGACCUCCGGGAACCGGCAAGACCCUCUGCGCCCGCGCCGUCGCCAACCGCACAGACGCGACCUUCAUCCGCGUUAUCGGCUCCGAGCUGGUACAAAAGUACGUCGGCGAAGGCGCCCGCAUGGUGCGCGAGCUCUUCGAAAUGGCGCGGACAAAGAAAGCCUGCAUCAUCUUCUUCGACGAGAUCGACGCGGUCGGCGGCGCGCGCUUCGACGAUGGCGCAGGCGGAGACAACGAGGUGCAGCGCACGAUGCUGGAGCUCAUCACACAACUCGACGGCUUCGACUCGCGUGGCAACAUCAAAGUCAUGUUCGCCACCAACCGCCCUUCCACUCUCGACCCAGCGCUCAUGCGCCCCGGACGGAUAGACAGGAAGAUCGAGUUCUCGCUGCCGGACAUGGAAGGACGGGCGAACAUCCUGCGGAUCCACGCGAAGAGCAUGUCCGUGGAGCGGGAUAUUCGAUGGGAGCUAAUCUCACGCUUGUGCCCGAACUCGACGGGUGCGGAGUUGAGGUCUGUGGCGACGGAGGCGGGCAUGUUUGCGAUUCGCGCGCGGAGGAAGGUGGCGAGCGAGAAGGACUUUUUGGCCGCGGUGGAGAAGGUGAUUCGGGGUGGGAUGAAGUUUAACUCUACCGCUGCUUAUGCGCAGUAUAACUGA
Molecule: messenger RNA, 1320 nt
Organism: Saxophila tyrrhenica
Lineage: Eukaryota; Fungi; Ascomycota; Dothideomycetes; Mycosphaerellales; Extremaceae
Gene: RPT1
Product: 26S proteasome regulatory subunit 7
Exons: 3
Coding region: 1-1320 (439 amino acids)
Biological process (GO): proteasome-mediated ubiquitin-dependent protein catabolic process
Cellular component (GO): proteasome regulatory particle, base subcomplex
Molecular function (GO): proteasome-activating activity; ATP hydrolysis activity; ATP binding
Source: RefSeq, a predicted model, not a curated record